This is a messenger RNA of Trematosphaeria pertusa, 960 nucleotides long. RefSeq lists its product as uncharacterized. The record is from RefSeq and is a predicted model, not a curated record. NCBI's taxonomy places the organism in Eukaryota, Fungi, Ascomycota, Dothideomycetes, Pleosporales, Trematosphaeriaceae. The coding region runs from base 62 to 724 and encodes 220 amino acids. The transcript has 3 exons.
CUAAUUCCCUACUCAUCCUUACUACGUCAUCCAUGACCACCACCGUUCCCACCCACAGGCAAUGUUCCUCGCGAGCCUUCUAGCCGCUGUCCUCACCCUCUGCAGUCGAACAAACAGCCAGACCGCAAACCCAUGCUUCUCUCCCUGCGCAGCCGACGCCACAUCCUCGUACUGCAGCGACUCCGCCACCGCGCUCGACUACAUGACAACCUGCGUACGCUCAGCGUGCAGCUCUCUCGGCUUCGUCUUCGUCGAGCAAAGCGCCGCUAAGACAGCAUACUUCGCGGCGUGUUCCGCAAAUGCGGGGGCCGCAGAGACAUCGCAAGGACCCACUGCGGCUGCAAUAACUAGUGCGGUGCUGAUAAGCACGUCUGAGGGCAGCAGCGCUGCGAAAACUAGUGUCGGUGCGGAGUUGACUUGGGGGCUUUCGUCGGGAGGAGGGUCAGAUGUUGUGUCUACGGAUGGCGCGGAGUCUUCGAAUUUGCAAAGUUCGUCGGGAACGUCAGUGGGAGCAUCGCUUCUGGAUUCCACGCAGUCUGCAUUUACCCGCAGUUCCACUUCCAUCGACGACGACGUCACGCAGCCAACCCCAAACAGUAGCAGCGGACGUGACACCGACACCGAGUCGAAGAAGUCUGACGACAUCGCCCUGGGCGUUGGGAUAGGCAUCGGUAUUCCGACAGUGCUACUAGGUGGCGCUGCCGUGUAUUAUGCUCGGCUUUAGGGCCGGAGGAGGAGGUAGCUCUAAGGGCUCGACGUAGGUGGGCUCAGGGUUUAAGAAGACUUUUAACUGCGUGGUGCGUCGGUACGUUACCGCCACCAACCCAUGUAUCCAUCGUAAGCAGAGUGCCGGUUCCCUUCCAGCUGGGAUACCGCAGACUCGAAACUCGGAGCUAAUAGUUAACCGCUCUAGUGUUCUUUAACCGCUCUGGUGUUCUUUAACCGCUCUGGUGUUCUUUG